AAAAAGAGAAGAAGACACCUAUCAAUUGGGUUCUGGAAUUUCCUUAAGCUUUGAUGGAAGGCAGCAACAAUAACAAAACCAACAGAGAGAAAUUUGAAUGGGGAAAAAGGGCAUGGGAACUACUUUCAAAGGUUAGAACCGAGUCACCACUAAUUCAAUGCAUAACAAACUUUGUUUCAAUGGAUUUAAUGGCGAACACACUCUUAUCCGCGGGUGCAUCACCCGCAAUGCUUCAUUCCAUUGAAGAGAUUCCUGAUUUCACGCCACGUGUCAAAGCUCUUUGCCUCAACGUCGGUACCCUAUCUCCUGAUUCUGUUCCUGCUAUGGUUACUGCCGCUCGCCUUUGCUCUCAGUUGGGUAUUCCUUGGGUUCUUGAUCCUGUCGCUGUUUCCGCUUCUUCUUUUCGCUUUGAUGCUUGCCUUCAGCUUGUUACGUUCAAACCCACUGUUAUUAGAGGAAAUGCCUCUGAAAUUAUCGCUCUCUCUUCUUCUUCCCAUCAACCCUCCGCCGCCAAGGGUGUCGACAGUACUCACAAGUCAACGGAUGCAGUUGAAGCAGCAAAGUUGUUGGCUCAAACAAGUGGUGCCAUAGUUGCAGUCUCAGGAGCUACUGACAUUGUCACAGAUGGAAAUCAAGUUGUUGGUGCUCACAAUGGGGUGGCAUUGAUGCAAAAAAUAACAGCAACUGGGUGUUCAGUCACUGCACUCAUUGCUGCCUUUCUUGCCGUUGUUGACAAAAGCCAUGCUUUAGAAGCAGUAGUAUCAGCAUUAUCUGUAUUCGGAGUUGCCGGUGAGCUGGGAAUGAAGAUGGCCAAAGGUCCUGCAUCGUUGCGAAUGCACUUGAUAGACGCACUCUACGGACUGGAUGAAGCUACCUUGCACUCUCAUGUCAAUAUCACUAGUUUGUGUUGAAAUGUGAAGAUCUGCAUGUACCACUUACAAAUUGGUAAUUACUAUAACAUUUUGUUGUAUCUAUUAUAGCUUAUACUUGUCUAUCUUUGCUAUCCAUCAGUUGAAGAUGGAUCAUGGAUCAUUAGUGACAGUGGAGAUAUUCUAAAAUUUUUGUCAAUAAUCACUAGCUAGCAAUAACAUGUUCUGCUGCUUUGACCAAUGGUUCUCAUUUGGGUUUGUUUUUUAAAGUUAAUUCCUCAUACUUUCUGUUUGAUGUAUCUAUAGGUAUUGGUUUGUUGAAAUUUGUUCAUGAACUGUAGAGUUGAGUAUAUAUGAAUAACAUUUUCUUACA
Molecule: messenger RNA, 1242 nt
Organism: Cicer arietinum (chickpea)
Lineage: Eukaryota; Viridiplantae; Streptophyta; Magnoliopsida; Fabales; Fabaceae
Product: hydroxyethylthiazole kinase
Biological process (GO): thiamine biosynthetic process
Molecular function (GO): ATP binding; magnesium ion binding; hydroxyethylthiazole kinase activity
Source: RefSeq, a predicted model, not a curated record